AUGAUCCGUAGGCGUAGAGUCAUUUUUAUGUCACUUGCAGUUGCCUUUGCCACAUUCUUGUACACAUGUGGGAACAAUAACUUCAUUUAUUUUGAGUCUUUGCAAAGAAAUAAACAAUGUGCAUGCAGUUUCUGCACGAGUAAUGAGGAUGAUGACCCCUGGUUCACUCAGCGAUACAAGCAAUUCAUUGAACCACUGCUGACCAGGAGCAAUAGUGCACUCAGCAAAGAGGUUUAUAGUUGGUGGCAGAGCCUGCAGUUUGCAUCACACAGAGCCAACUACACAGCAGUGAUUGAGAAACUAUUCAAAAUCUUUCCAGACAAUCCACAAGUCAUGGACACAGAGCCUGAUCUUUGUAGGACCUGUGCUGUUGUGGGGAAUUCAGGAAAUCUCCUGGGAUCUCACUAUGGAAAGCUCAUAGACAUUCAUGAUUUUGUCUUCAGAAUGAAUAAGGGGCCGACUAAGGGCUUUGAGACAGACGUGGGGACCAAAACUACUCAUCGUGUCAUCUAUCCUGAGAGUGCAGUGGAUGUGGAUAACUCCACUCAUUUAGUGCUGGCUCCCUUUAAGACUUUAGAUCUUCAGUGGCUCAUCAGUGCCUUUACCACUAAAGACAUCAAACGGACAUACAAAAAUGUUAGAACCACAAUACAGGCUAAUAAGAACAAGGUGAUGGUGCUCCAUCCUGCUUUUAUGAAAUACGUUUAUGAGUCCUGGCUGCAGAAACAUGGUCGAUAUCCAUCAACUGGCUUCCUCGUUCUGGUGUUGGCUCUGCACGUCUGUGAUGAAGUGAAUGUGUUUGGGUUUGGAGCUGAUAAAAAUGGAAACUGGCAUCAUUAUUUUGAAAAAGUUCGAAAUAACGCUGGCGCACAGGAACAUGGUCGAAAUUUCGAGAAUGAGAUCACAGUACAGCUCUUAACAAAAAUGAAAAUUCAGAUUUUCAGAGGCUGGUGA
Molecule: messenger RNA, 954 nt
Organism: Chanos chanos (milkfish)
Lineage: Eukaryota; Metazoa; Chordata; Actinopteri; Gonorynchiformes; Chanidae
Product: CMP-N-acetylneuraminate-beta-galactosamide-alpha-2,3-sialyltransferase 1-like
Exons: 6
Coding region: 1-954 (317 amino acids)
Biological process (GO): sialylation
Cellular component (GO): membrane
Molecular function (GO): beta-galactoside (CMP) alpha-2,3-sialyltransferase activity
Source: RefSeq, a predicted model, not a curated record